Myotis lucifugus (little brown bat) is the source of this 926-nucleotide messenger RNA. It is a transcript of the gene PDX1, whose product is annotated as pancreatic and duodenal homeobox 1. Bases 9 to 857 code for a protein of 282 amino acids. The record is from RefSeq and is a predicted model, not a curated record. Gene Ontology annotation, biological process: type B pancreatic cell differentiation; regulation of transcription by RNA polymerase II. The transcript has 2 exons. Gene Ontology annotation, cellular component: nucleus. Gene Ontology annotation, molecular function: RNA polymerase II cis-regulatory region sequence-specific DNA binding; DNA-binding transcription factor activity, RNA polymerase II-specific. Lineage: Eukaryota; Metazoa; Chordata; Mammalia; Chiroptera; Vespertilionidae.
UGGCAGCCAUGAACGGCGAAGAGCAGUACUACGCGGCCACGCACCUUUACAAGGACACAUGCGCGUUCCAGCGGGGCCCGGCGCCCGAGUUCAGCGCCAGCCCCCCGGCGUGCCUGUACAUGGGCCGCCAGCCCCCGCCGCCACCGCCUCCGUUCCCCGGCGCCCUGGGCGCGCUGGAGCAGGGCAGCCCGCCAGACAUCUCCCCGUACGAGGUGCCCCCCCUCGCGGAGGACCCCACGGUGGCACACCUCCACCACCAUCUCCCUGCUCAGCUCGCGCUCCCCCACCCGCCCUCCGGGCCUUUCCCGGAUACAGCCGUGCCUGGCGCCCUGGAGGAGCCCAGCCGCGUCCAGCUGCCUUUCCCAUGGAUGAAGUCUACCAAGGCUCACGCGUGGAAAGGCCAGUGGGCAGGCAGUGCCUACUCCGCAGAACCCGAGGAGAACAAGCGGACGCGCACGGCCUACACUCGCGCGCAGUUGCUGGAGCUGGGAGAAGGAGUCCUGUUCAACAAGUACAUCUCCCGGCCACGCAGGGUAGAGCUGGCCGUCAUGCUGAACUUGACCGAGAGACACAUCAAGAUCUGGUUCCAAAAUCGCCGCAUGAAGUGGAAAAAAGAGGAGGACAAGAAGCGCGGCUGCGGGACAGCCGCCGGGAGUGGCGGGGACACGGAGCCGGAGCAGGACUGCGCGGUGACCUCGGGCGAGGAGCUGCUGGCGCUGCCACCACCGCCGCCCCCCGGGGGAGCGGUGCCGCCAGCGGUUCCUGCUGCGGCCCGAGAAGGCCGGUUGCCCCCAGGCCUUAGUGCGUCGCCGCAGCCCUCCAGUGUCGCACCCCUGCGGCCGCAGGAACAUCGGUGAGAAGCGGGGUCUCUUCCUUGUCAGUGGCACCGACCACUCACAGAGGAGGGAGCGGGCCUAGGGCCCGGG